UAUUCCUAUAUAUAUGCCAGUGUCCCUCUUAGUUCAUAAGUUAAUUUGUUUCAAAAGUUUCGAGCAGUCACUACUUUUAUUAGUGUUUAUUUUACUUUUAAGUUGGACUAAAACUUCACCAAGAAAUUUGCUUAUUUGUUAAGCAUUAGUGGUCAAAAUGAAGGGAUACUUCUUGGUUUUGUUCGUUAUUGGAUUUACUCACGCACAAUUCAAAAAUGGUAGAAUUUUAGAACCUCCAGUCCCAAGACUUUGCGCUCAAAGGACAAUUCACGAAAGAUUUACUGAUGGAAAGGGAUACAUGUUCAGCUGGAGAGAACCAUCGUUAAAAGGGGUUGAAGAAGAUUGGUUAAACGCGCGAAACUAUUGCCGACAACGUUGUAUGGACUUGGUGUCUUUAGAAACUAGCGCUGAAAACGAAUGGAUCAAAGAACGAAUUGUCAAAGACAAGGUAAAAUACAUUUGGACAUCGGGUAGAUUAUGUGACUUUAAGGGUUGCGAUCGCCCUGACCUUCAACCUGUAUCGGUAAACGGAUGGUUCUGGACUGCCGAACUCCAGAAACUGGCUCCUACGACCCAGAGAGAUCAAAACGACUGGAGUGAAACGGGUGGUAUCGGAAAACCCCAGCCGGAUAAUAGGGAAGCUCAGCAGGGUGGCGCGAGUGAAAAUUGUUUGGCUGUUCUCAACAAUUUCUACAAAGACGGCGUCAAUUGGCAUGACGUUGCCUGUCAUCAUGUCAAACCUUUCGUAUGCGAAGAAAACGACGCUUUAAUAAAGUAUAUCAAAUACACCAACCCUCAUCUUCAACUUUAA
Molecule: messenger RNA, 811 nt
Organism: Agrilus planipennis (emerald ash borer)
Lineage: Eukaryota; Metazoa; Arthropoda; Insecta; Coleoptera; Buprestidae
Exons: 4
Coding region: 158-811 (217 amino acids)
Source: RefSeq, a predicted model, not a curated record